UAGUUGGUAAGUUAAUUUGUUAACUUCAGAAGUUGGUAAGUUAAUUUAUUAACUUCAGUAGUUGGUAAGUUAAUUUGUUAACUUCAGAAGUUGGUAAGUUAAUUUGUUAACUUCAGAAGUUGGUAAGUUAAUUUGUUAACUUCAGUAGUUGAACUGAAAUUGUGUUGAAGCCAGAAUAAUGGUCAAGUUUCUUUCUCAAGUGGACAGUGAGGCCUCAGUAACUCCCAUGUUAGACAUUUUGAAGGAAAAGAAGAAAAAGAAAAAGGUGAAGGAAGUUGAAGAAUCAGAAUACACAACCUAUGAAAACCUACAACCUGAAGAACCUGAGGAGUUAUUGCCAAAAAAGAAGAAAAAGAAGAAAAGGAAGCAUGAAGAAAACUGGGAGACGACUAACUUAAGCAUGGACAACCAAGAGGAUGUUGAAGCAGAGAACCAGAUAAUGGAAACAGUGGUAAAAGAAAAGACGAAGAAAAAGAAGAAACACAGGUUAGAAAAUGAGGUACAAGAAGAAAAUGCUGGAUUUAUAAAACCUGAAGAAUGUAAAGAAAAGAUGCAAUCGGAAGUUUCUCUGCCCCAGACACCAGAGACAACUCGUGUCACAACUCCAAAAAAGCGUCCACUUGACCAAGAAAGUACAUCAAAAAAGAAGAAACGCAGAAGUCUUGAUUUAUCAAACAAGGAAAUGAACAUAGAGCCUGAAGAGGAUGCUGGGAAGGAUGAGAUUUUGGAGUCUCAAAGUUGGACGAAAGAUGACAAGUUACGGCUUUUAAAUAACAUGAAGGCACAAUUACCCCAGAAGGAUAAAGAGAGUUACAGCACAAGACUCAAAGACAUCGAUUGGGAAAAAGCGGCAUUUGGGAAUUUUACAGCUGGUGACUGUAAAAGUCAUUUUGGAGAAAUUUUAACAGAGAUUAAAUCGGUGAAGACACUCGCCAUGGUUUUGGAUGAGGUUACAGAAAACAUGACAGAACUCGACUUAAAGAAGAGGAAAGUCUUGUUGCCUAUUCAUCGUUUCAUAAGAGACAAUUCAGAUAGAAGUCAUAAGAAGCAAUUCACCAAUGGGGGUAAUGGUUUUGUAAAUCUGGCUAAAGCUUGGAAAAAUUUGCCUGAGGAAGAAAAAGAAGCGUAUAGAAAGCCAUUUCAAGAGGAGCUUGGGGAGGAGCGUGCAAAGUUACCUUCGAAAUAUUCACAUAGGUAAGUAUCAUAAUCUGUUG
Messenger RNA from Cherax quadricarinatus, 1214 nucleotides. NCBI's taxonomy places the organism in Eukaryota, Metazoa, Arthropoda, Malacostraca, Decapoda, Parastacidae. The record is from RefSeq and is a predicted model, not a curated record.